GCCCGCUCUCUCUCGCUCAGCACCUGCACCGCCAGUGCACGCCCAGAGCUCAGCAACCAGCUCGGCCAUGAACUUCUUCAAGAGCAGCAGCAGCUCAAAGACCAAGGCCCCGCCCGACCUCGUCCGCGCCCUGAGGGACAACGUCGCCAAGCUCGACUCCGCCUCGACUGGGCCCGAGCAGCGCAAGAAGGCGAGGGAGGACGUGUCCAAGUACCUCUUCCAGAUGAAGGUCCUCCUCUACGGCGACGGCGAGAACGACCCGCAACCCGAGAUCAUCGCCCAGCUCGCGCAGGAGGUCUACGCCAAUGACCUCUUGCACCUCCUCGUCCUCCACAUCUGUCGCUUCGAGUUCGAGGCGAGGAAAGACGUGUCGCAGAUCUUCAACAACCUCCUGCGGCGACAGAUCGGCUCGCGGUGGCCGACCGUCGAGCACUUGAGCGCCAAGGAGGACACGAUCUUUGCCGCAUUGACCGGGUACGAGAACGCCGACGUCGCGCUCAACACGGGCAUGAUCCUGCGCGCCAUGCUGCGGCACGAGCCUCUCGCACGGAUACUGCUCUACUCGGACAAGUUCUACAGCUUCAUCGACUACAUCGAGCAGACGACGUUCGGCAUCGCGUGCGACGCUCAAGCCAACUUCCGGGAAACGCUCACUCGUCACAAACCGAUGGUGGCCGAGUACCUCGACGAGAACUACGACCGAUUCUUCUCGCACUACUCGCUCCUCGUCCAGUCGUCCAACUAUGUCACCAAGCGCCAGUCGCUCAAGCUCCUGAGCGAGAUCCUGCUCGACCGCGUCAACUUCAAGGUCAUGACGCGGUACAUCGCGCGCGAGGACAACCUCAAGGUCGUCAUGAACCUGCUCAAGGACCGCAGCAAGAACAUCCAGUUCGAGGCGUUCCAGGUGUUUAAGGUCUUUGUCGCCAACCCGAAGAAGCCGCCGCAGAUCGAGGCCAUCCUGCGGCGCAACCGCGACAAGCUCCUCGUCUUUCUGCGCAACUUUCACAACGACCGCGACGACGAGCAGUUCAGCGACGAGAAGGCGUUCCUCAUCCAGCAGAUCGAGUCGCUUUGAGCGACCGAGCCGCCGACCUCCUCCCUCCUCCCCGCUCGCCCGCCCCAUUCUCCGACUCUCGUCGUCGUCG
This is a messenger RNA of Rhodotorula graminis WP1, 1145 nucleotides long. RefSeq lists its product as uncharacterized. The record is from RefSeq and is a predicted model, not a curated record. NCBI's taxonomy places the organism in Eukaryota, Fungi, Basidiomycota, Microbotryomycetes, Sporidiobolales, Sporidiobolaceae. The transcript has 10 exons. Bases 68 to 1075 code for a protein of 335 amino acids. Gene Ontology annotation, molecular function: protein serine/threonine kinase activator activity. Gene Ontology annotation, biological process: intracellular signal transduction.